UGGUCGCUUGGUUGCGGGCAAACGGUCGUUUACCACCAUCUAGCGGUUUAUUUAAAGUCUUUUUUUUUGCAAUACAAUCUAAUUUUAAUAUGCCAAAGACACUUUUUCAUACCUUGUUUUUGUUCAGAAACUUUGUUAACAAGAAAUUGUUGAAUCUCCCGGGCAGAGAUUGGCUUUAUCGUCCCACAAAGUGACACCUGACCUUCCAUUCAGUCACUUUGCCGAGGCGCCGAGCCGGAAACGGAUCUUCAACAUGGAGAGCAGCAGAAAGAAGUUGACAUUCAAGUGGUUAAAAACUGUAGUCACCUCACCCACACAUCUUCAGAGGAGGGAUGCUGGAUCAGACACACCCUCACGCUGGAAUAUGUCACCAAAUGAAUAUUCAGACACUCUGCCCCUCAGUGACUCUCCAGGACCUGAGGGCCUGGGAGCUCUAUGUCUGGACACUCCGAAGAGGAAAGCAGAGGUUCUUGGUGAAAGCACACCCUCCAUAGGCAAAGUUAAGCUAAGGAAGCUUUCCAAGAAACAUUUUGAGACAUUCAUAACUUCAAAGGAAAAACCUAUGGACAACUCACCCAAGCAGCUGGAAUCCACAGAGAGCCAGCAAGUAUCACCACCUCUGUCUCAUUCUUUCAUCUUGAAAAAGAAAGAUAGGACGCCAGAGGAGGGAUCAAAGGCUAUCUACAGGAAAGCAGUGAUGGCUGCCCUUGGCAGCAUAAAUGCAGGAUGCAGCACUUCUAACAUCCCCAGGACUGACACUAACAGCCCAUCUUUGCAACCUGUAUCGUCACCUGUGAUGACUGAAGUGCACAGUCCAACAUCACUUGACAGAACUGUCAUAAAUAUUAACCCCUCCUCGGUCAAACCUGAGUAUAAAUCCAGAGACAACAGGACUGUCCAGGAAGAUGAAUGGUCCCACCCACAGGUGUUUGAGGACACACAAGCCCGGGAUGACAGCUCUGUGCCAAAAACAGACAGAAGGUGUGUUGUGCUAAAAGGAGAGGAUUCUCCCAAGGGUUUCUUGGCACAUGACUCUGUGGUUGUAGAGACAACCUCUCAAGAUGAGUUAUUUGAUACAAAAUAUGAGGCAGAAGCUGAAGACUGUAACUCAUCCUUCCCUGCUCUGGAGUAUAUCCCAGAAUCUUGGUCUUGCUUCACGACUCCUCAGAAAGGCUCUUCUGUCAGCCAAAAACACCAAAGUCCUUUGGUGAAUUACCAGGGAGGUUCAACUUCCUCUCUCUCUUUUUUGUCCACUAAUGAAAGCACUGCACCCUUCCAUGCAGCUGCUGAGUACACGAAGAUGCCGUUCAUGCCGUCACAGAGGACAGUUAUUGUCUCAUCUAAGGAGCCCCAAACACCAAACACUGGCCCUUCAAAGGCAUCCAGAGUUAAGACUGAGAAUUUUCGCUCCUCCAGCUCUAUGGUCAAUUUAUCGGAUCCUUUUGCCCUCCCGCUGUACUCAAAUAGAGAAGUAUCGAACCCUUACUUGAACUCAACAAACACACGCAGGUGGUCAGAUGCUGGCUCCAACAUCCAUUACCCCCCCUACGCUUUUACUCAUGGUGGCACUCCUAAGAGAAGAUUGUCCCUGGGGGCAAAACCUGUGUGGACCAGUUACCCCUACAAUCAGGUCAAUCAGGUUGGUUUCAUAGACACACACUGCCAUAUAGACAUGCUCUAUGGAAAACUUGGCUUCCGCGGGACAUUCAGCAGUUUUCGAAGGCGGUACCAGAGCAGCUUUCCGUCAGAGUUUCGAGGCUGUAUUGCAGACUUCUGCAACCCAGGCAUCAUGGUGAAGGAGGCCCUGUGGGAAGGUUUGCUUACUGAAGACAUGGUAUGGGGGGCAUUUGGGUGCCACCCCCACUUUGCCAAAGAUUACUCAAGUGUCCAUGAACGCAACAUACUGAUGGCCAUGCGACAUCCAAAAGCUGUGGCAUUUGGUGAGAUGGGGCUGGACUACUCACACAAAAACUCAACUGACACCUCCAGGCAAAAAGAGGUGUUUGAGCGUCAGCUGCGUUUGGCAGUGGCCAUGCAGAAGCCUCUGGUGAUCCAUUGUAGGGACGCAGAUGAUGACCUACUGCCGAUCAUGAAGAAGUGUAUUCCUAGGGAUUACAAAAUUCACAGGCACUGUUUCACAAACAGUUAUCCAGUGAUUGAGCCGUUCCUGACAGAGUUCCCCAACUUGUAUGUGGGCUUCACUGCCUUAAUCACCUACUCCAGAGCCACCGAAGCCCGAGAUGCUGUUCGCCAGAUUCCUCUUAACCGCAUUGUGUUGGAGACAGAUGCACCUUAUUUCCUGCCAACACAGGUGAGUAAAGAUGUCUGCCGGUUUUCACAUCCGGGAAUGGGCAUCCAUACUCUGCAGGAGCUGAGCCUGCUGAAGGGAGAAGACAUGGCCACAGUCCUCGCCACCGUCCGAAACAACACCACUCAGCUCUACGGAAUAUGAUCUUUAGAGAGGUAAUGGAUUACAAACUAGCCAGAGAGAAGAGAAAGAAUCAGUGUUCUUCAGGUGGUUUGACACAUAAACAUUUUAUGCAGCUUUUUGUUUUAGGUUUAUCAAUCCUCCGCAUAGAGAUGUUGGAGUAUGGAGGAGCAGUCUCAUUUUAAACAUCCUGAAAUAUUCACAUAUUGGGCUUUCACUGAAUUAAGAAAAAAACGGACUGAAAUGAAAACGUCUCUUGUCUGACAGAGAUACAGUAAAUUAUUGUUUGUGUGUUCAUAUUUUAUGGCGUUUUUCAUCAUAGAAAUUAAUUCUUAAGAAGUUCUACUUUUAAGUUUUUGUUCUUGCUGUGUUUCCUUAGCUUGUUCUAAUUUGUCUGGUUGUUUGCCUUGUUUGGCCACUGUGUAGUCGUGUGAUAGCGCAGACAUAUUAAAAGCCCUUAACCCGG
Messenger RNA from Seriola aureovittata, 2894 nucleotides. RefSeq names its product TatD DNase domain containing 2 (gene tatdn2). The transcript is spliced from 7 exons. Bases 254 to 2452 code for a protein of 732 amino acids. Gene Ontology annotation, molecular function: hydrolase activity, acting on ester bonds. Lineage: Eukaryota; Metazoa; Chordata; Actinopteri; Carangiformes; Carangidae. The record is from RefSeq and is a predicted model, not a curated record.